Molecule: messenger RNA, 2277 nt
Organism: Pneumocystis jirovecii RU7
Lineage: Eukaryota; Fungi; Ascomycota; Pneumocystomycetes; Pneumocystales; Pneumocystaceae
Product: glutamine-tRNA ligase
Exons: 10
Coding region: 1-2277 (758 amino acids)
Biological process (GO): glutaminyl-tRNA aminoacylation; translation
Cellular component (GO): cytosol; cytoplasm
Molecular function (GO): ATP binding; glutamine-tRNA ligase activity
Source: RefSeq, a predicted model, not a curated record
AUGUCGGAAGAUUCUUUGAAUACAGUUGAAUCAUUAGAAAAUGCAUUCCGUUUAAUUGGUUUAUCUGAUUUAAAGAUUCAAGAAACAUUAAAAAACACAAAAUUAAGCAAACUUCUAGCACAAAAUGUGCUUCAAGCUGGUGUUUUGGUUUCAGGUUGUACAAAAACACAGGGAAAACUGUUAUAUAUUCUCUCUACAAGUGGCCGACUUCUUGGAGAAUGUGGAAGAGAUUAUAUUUGUCGUGGAAUUAUGUCAAACAAGUUCCAAACAGCGUUACAAGUUGAAACUGCAAUACGCUAUGCUCUGGAUAAAAAUGAUGUGUUUGAUUCAGAUUUACUAGACAAAGCAUCUGGUGUUGGAAUAACGAUUAAUGAGAAAGAAUUACAUUAUGAAGUUCAUACAUAUAUAAAGAAUAAUAGAAAGGCUAUAAAAGGUGCUAUGUCUAAAAAAGUUGCUUUAGUUUUGAGUUCUUUGCGUCAACAUCCACUUUUAAAAUGGGCAGAUCAAUUAAUGUUGAAAAGAUAUGUUGAAAAUGAACUUUCUUUUGAAGGAUCAGAUGAUGAUGAAGUGGGAUAUACUAAAAAAGAUGCCUCAAUAUGUUUUUCGGAAGAUAAAAAAAAACUAUAUCAGCAAGAUGCAACAGCAAUUGAAAGUAUUCCCAAUAUGUUUGAAGAAGGGUUCUUAGCAAGAUUACAUAAACCAGGGGGAAAUAAACAACUUUAUCCACAAUUGAUGGAAGAACAUUUGAAACACACGAAAGGAAGAGUAGUAACACGGUUUCCACCUGAACCUAAUGGAUAUUUACAUAUAGGUCACAGUAAAGCAAUUGCUAUUAAUUUUGGAUAUGCAAAAUAUCAUGGAGGAUAUUGUUAUUUGCGUUAUGAUGAUACUAACCCAGAAGCAGAGGAGGAUAUCUACGUUAAGUCUAUCAAAGAAAUUGUUGAGUGGCUAGGAUUUGAGCCGUAUGCGAUUACAUUUUCAAGCGAUUAUUUCGAUGAAUUGUAUCGUUUAGCCGUUUUGUUGAUUGAAAAGGGAAAGGCAUAUAUUUGUCAUUGUAAUGAUUCUGAAAUAAAAUAUGGAAGAGGUGGAGAAAAUCAUGGGCCGAGAAUUGCAUGUAAACAUCGUGAUCGCCCUAUUUCAGAGAAUCUUAAAGGUUUUGAUGAUAUGAAAAAUGGUGUAUAUAAAGUUUCAGAAGCUGUUCUUCGAAUGAAACAAGAUUUAGAAGAUGGGAAUCCUCAAAUGUGGGAUCUAGUUGCAUAUAGAAUUUUGGACUUUCCACAUCAUAGAACAGGUACCAAAUGGAGAAUUUAUCCUACUUACGAUUUUACGCAUUGUCUUGUUGAUUCUUUAGAAAACAUAACACAUUCUCUUUGUACUACAGAAUUUAUUGGUUCUAGACGUUCAUAUGAUUGGCUCUGUGAUGCUUUAGAAGUGUACAGACCUCAACAAAGCGAAAGACGAGGUGUUCCUCCUGGUGCAAUAUUGUCAUUUGUUAAUGAACUUGGUGUUACUACUGCUGUAAUAAAUAUUCAAGUUAGUCGUUUUGAAAAUUCGGUUAGAAAAUUUUUAGAGAAUAUAACACCUCGCUUGAUGAUGAUCCUUGAUCCUAUUUUGAUUGUUAUUGAAAACCUUCCUUUUGAUUAUUAUGAAGAGGUAGAAAUUCCUUAUAAAAUGGACGAUUUAACAUUUGGAACUCAUUAUGUUCCCUUUACUGCCCGGAUAUAUAUUGAUAGAAGUGAUUUUCGUGUUGAGGAUUCAUUAAAUUAUUAUCGUUUAGCUCCAGGAAAAUUGGUGGGGCUUCUUAAAGUACCUUUUCCAAUUAGAGCUGUUUCUUAUACUACUGAUCCAGUAUCUGGGUUAGUUUCUGAAGUAAGGGCUGUAUAUGAAACUCAGAAUUUCGAAAAACCUAAGACAUAUAUUCAUUGGAUAGCAGAAACUGUUAAUGGUGAUUCUCCUAUUCAUAUUGAUCAAGUUAGAAUUUUUAAACAGCUCUUUAAUUCGGAAAAACCCACAUCACAUACAAAUGAAGAUGGAUUUCUAGCAAAUAUUAAUAGGGAUAGUGAGCAUAUUGUGAGAAGUGCUUUAAUUGAAAAGGGUUUUGAAGAACUUAAACAAAAACAACUUAAAGAUCAUACAGAUACAUUUGAAAAUUUAGAAUUUGAAACUCUUCGUUUUCAAGCUAUAAGAAUUGGAUAUUUUUGCAUGGAUAAAGAUAGUACGCCUGAAAAGAUAGUUCUUAAUCAAAUCGUUUCACUCAAAGAAGAUAAAGGAAAAUAA